This is a messenger RNA of Suillus subalutaceus, 1005 nucleotides long. RefSeq lists its product as uncharacterized. The transcript has a single exon. The record is from RefSeq and is a predicted model, not a curated record. Bases 148 to 609 code for a protein of 153 amino acids. Lineage: Eukaryota; Fungi; Basidiomycota; Agaricomycetes; Boletales; Suillaceae.
AACAGGAUGGCACGGAUUUAACUGUAUGUGCCCCUCAAUUUCCAUUAGUCGCCUAUGUAAUCUUACCAUACUCUCUGCACACCCGCAGUCGAUCGCCCAGUACCAAAAUCCAAAUGGCCCAGUCUCAACCCCACUCUUGCGUCAGACAUGACCUACGUACGCUACGAUAUUCGCCAGCCCGCUCAGGAAGGGAUCAUGCUAUCUACAUGGCAACAAAUCAGCCACGUCCCAGCAUUCGUGGCGCCCACGUAUGAGAUCCUCAUCAUCUCGAAGGCAUUCCCUUGGUCAAUCGUCAUUCGUGCGCCCGCUGGAUCUGUAAUCACAUGCCGCGCGAUCUUUGAGGGAUUGCAUGAACUGCUACAAAAGCACAUUGAAGACUCGGAGUGGGCAAUCGUGGCUCUUGAUAAGACACGGAGGGAUGCAAUCGAGAAAGCUGCGAAGUCGAGGCAAGAGAAGGACAAGGACAAACAACUGAAGAGAAUUGAUUGGCUGGGGGAUACGCCGAUGUUUAAGGGGCUGGAGAGGGACGAGGAAUUUGAGAAAAAGAGACAUUUACCCGGAAGUGCGAGUUUCGCGGAGACAUGGGUGGUGAGAUUUGGGAAACCGUGAUCCCAGUAAAGAUGUAUCAUCAUGGGAGUUUGUGAUCUUUUUCCUUAUUUUUCUUCUCGGAGACUCGGACCCCGUGUAACGACACAACCUCAUGCCUAUACUUCUACGUGCAUUAUGCCUCACGGCUCCCCGUUACUUAUUAUUAGUCUCAUCUGCUGUGCAUUUCUGAGGAAGUCAUCCAAAUAUGACUUGGCCAGUGAUUAUCAUCGCGAGUGCAAUGUGCGUGCAUCAUGAUGUUUCACUGCUGAGCGCUGAUGCCAAUGCCCAUAUCACGGCGUAUCACUAGACGCUUGAUCGAGUUACAUGUAUCAUACACUCUACAUCCGCUCCGCUUCUUUGUACCUACAUAGUACUAGUUGAAACGUUCAAUAUUCAAUGUUGAUAUCAUGAUCAUGA